Aspergillus melleus is the source of this 1164-nucleotide messenger RNA. RefSeq names its product RCC1 domain-containing protein (gene ATS1). The transcript has a single exon. The coding region runs from base 1 to 1164 and encodes 387 amino acids. Lineage: Eukaryota; Fungi; Ascomycota; Eurotiomycetes; Eurotiales; Aspergillaceae. The record is from RefSeq and is a predicted model, not a curated record.
AUGACUAUUUUCUCAUUCGGCUCCAACGGAUCCGGCCAAUUAGGUAUCGGUCACGUUGAAGAUGUCUCGGUUCCUACACGAUGUCUAUUCGACGAAGAACAGGGGUCGUCAUCACCCAGCUGCUCAUCAUCACCUAUACAGGACCAGAACCGAGCCGAGACUGGUAUCUCGCGCAUCGUCGCAGGUGGAAAUCACACUUUGAUCCUGUUCGCCGAUGGAGCGGUCUACGCGGCUGGGUGCAACGAGGACGGGCGAUGUGGCCUGCGUCCCUCAUCGGCCGACCCACUGCUCAAGUUUCGGCGGGUGAUUGUGGACGAUGCAUCCACAGGGCGGUCGUAUGAUACGUUCAAGGGCGUCUCGGCGACGUGGGAAGCCAGUUGUCUCGUCUCGUCGUUGCCAGGCGGCGUAGAUGAAGAUGUCGUCUUCGUGUUGGGAUCCGGCGCGAAAGGGGAAUUGGGACUCGGGGAGGGAUGUGCACGGGUUGAGGCGGCGACGAGGAUCCCGGAUUUCCCGCCUAGGGGAACGCGAAUCACCGCGAUUGCGAGUGGCAUGGGUCAUACGGUUACUGUGCUGUCGAGUGGAGAGGUGUAUGGGUGGGGAGGGGCGAGGAAGGGUCAACUUGGGGAGGCGGCUGUCGCGUCGAAGAUCGCCUGGAAGCCGGUCAAGAUCGAUAAUUUGAGGUUCUCGGCGAGUGCGGCGGCCUGUGGUCGUGAAUUUACAGUGGUGACGGGGGACCGCGCCGCGGGGCAAUUUGCCGUGCUCGGGUCGUCCGGGGAUAAGUGGAAUAUUCUAUCUGGGGUUCCCGCGUCGGCCGCUGUGGAAGGGUAUCGUGGGAUUUAUGCUAGUUGGCAUGGGAUCUAUGUACAUCGGAAUGACUCUUCGGUUGUUUGCUGGGGCCGGAAUGAUCGCGGCCAGCUUCCGCCGGGGGAUUUACCCGCAUCGAAGGACAUCGCUGUUGGGAGUGAACAUGCGCUGGCGCUUCUUGAGGAUCAGAGCGUGGUGGCAUUUGGGUGGGGGGAGCAUGGCAACUGCGGCCCCGAUACCGAUGCACAGGGAAAUGUCAAGGGGGAGUACAAACGAAUCCCUCUGUCGGUUGAGGGGGGUUCCGCGAUUGUUGGGAUUGGUGCGGGUUGUGCCACUAGCUGGGUCAUUACUAGCAGGUGA